This is a messenger RNA of Actinia tenebrosa (Australian red waratah sea anemone), 737 nucleotides long. RefSeq names its product ubiquitin-like protein NEDD8. The record is from RefSeq and is a predicted model, not a curated record. Lineage: Eukaryota; Metazoa; Cnidaria; Anthozoa; Actiniaria; Actiniidae. Gene Ontology annotation, molecular function: protein binding.
ACCUAGUGCCAGUCUUCGCUCCUCGUUUGAUUGAAAAGGUGAAUCUUCUGUGCAGUUUGUGAAAUUUUUUUUGAAGUUUAACGCCCAAAUUUUUCAUUUUUAACCAUGUUAAUCAAAGUAAAGACAUUGACAGGCAAAGAGAUUGAAAUCGACAUAGAGCCUACAGAUAAGGUUGAACGUAUAAAAGAAAGAGUAGAAGAAAAAGAAGGAAUACCCCCUCCUCAACAAAGGUUGAUCUUCAGUGGAAAACAAAUGAAUGAUGAAAAAACAGCUGCAGACUAUAAAAUCCAAGGUGGUUCUGUUCUUCAUCUCGUUUUGGCCUUGAGAGGAGGAAGAAUAUGCUGAAAAAAUCCUUAUAAAUAGCAAGAAACAAAGAUCAGUCAAAAAAUAAACAACUGUCCAAAGGGGGGAGGGGUAAUGUUAGCUGUUGAUGGCAUAUAAUAUUAUGAGUAUGGAAAACUAGUUAGUGAUCAAGUAAUUUCUAAAGUUUUAUCAUGGUUUUUGAAAUGAAUUUUGUUUGACAAUAAGUACUGAUAAUCACUUUCCUUCUUCUAACAAUAUAUGACAUAUAUAUUUGUAUUUUUUCUUCAAAACACGUAAAACACAUAAAAUGUAAUGAGGAGUCUCAACAUCCAUAUGAAUUAUGUAUUGGCACACAUGAGAUAUAAUAAUGUUUUAUAUCUUAAUUUGUAUUUAUUUUUCACAAUUUAGAAAUAAAAAAUUGUUCUUUUGUUCCA